AUGUCUAAUGAUCGAGGCACGAGUAAAGAUGAGGAUUUACUCUCACGCUUGAAUGCGUUGAAGCAAUCGACAGUGUCGUUUGAUCGGACUAAUUUUGACGCUCCUCUUUCAAACCCUGCACCGCCCUCAUUAGAUCCAACCCCCGGCCGCGCCCUUCAGAAUGAUCUCCUAUCGAGAUGGAAGUCGUUGGGAGGGACAUCAUCUUCAGGUGACAUUUCUUCUUCAACAGGAGCGGCUGCGGGUAACAAAGCAGAGGACGAAAAGACGGUGGAGGAGCUCUUAGCGGACCUUGGCCCAUCUGAUGCUUGGGAGAUAAACAAGAGUGAGGAAGAUCAAGUUGCAGAUUUACUGCAAGCCGCAAAAGGUGCUCUUGCCGACGGAACAUGGGACACCCAAGAGGAGCAUGAACAUGUGUCCAAUGCUACUUUAGAUACUAAUAGAUCUGCCAAACUACCUGCGGUCGAUGUGUCGGUUUUCCAACCCGACCCAGAAUCAGACGAUGAAGGCGGAGUCGACAAUGCUAGGUCCCGCAAAACUCCCAACCAGAUUAAAGGCGAAGUUAAUGAAGAGGCGGAUGAAUUACUUGCCCGGAUUCUUGACGAAAUCAAGCACGACUCGCCAGAAGCAGAGCACAACCAGGAAGAUGGGUCAGAGGAGGACCAACAAUCGCCGGCUGGAUCAGGAUCGGGUGAUCAGACCGAAAAGCACGACACCAGGACACCAGCGUCAUUUAGCCUUGACCUACCAACAACUCCGUCCAAGCUACCAGAUCCUGUUGCUGAACCAGACGCCAACGGUAACGCCAACGAUGAUGACCUCGCAUCGCGGUUUGCUGGCCUAUCACUACCGACAGUACCAACAAGCAUUCAAAAGAAGUCCAGCGGCGGCACUUCACAUGCCAAACCUGCGAUUGGAUUCACCGACGAGGAAAUCGAUGAUUGGUGUAUCAUCUGCAGUGACGACGCCACAUUGCGCUGUGUAGGUUGCGAUGGAGACCUGUACUGUACGAAUUGCUGGAUCGAAGGACAUCGCGGUGAAGACGCAGGGAUGGAGGAACGCCGACAUAAAGCCGUUCAAUUCGUCAAGGGUGGAGGGAAGAAAAAGAAGAGUGUUCCAGCAAGGAGAACCAUGAUGGGCGCUUAA
Messenger RNA from Exophiala mesophila, 1143 nucleotides. RefSeq lists its product as uncharacterized. NCBI's taxonomy places the organism in Eukaryota, Fungi, Ascomycota, Eurotiomycetes, Chaetothyriales, Herpotrichiellaceae. The record is from RefSeq and is a predicted model, not a curated record. The transcript is spliced from 2 exons. Bases 1 to 1143 code for a protein of 380 amino acids.